GGGUGAGGGUGAGAGUGAGAGUGAGGAAGUUUUAGAGAGAGAGAGAGAGGAAGUCUCUCAUCAUACGCACAAACAAACGCUCACGUUUUGUGUGAGAGAGAGAGAUCAUGGCGGCAUCGGACGGGACUGAAUUCUUCGAAUUGGAAGUGGAAAGCGGAAUCGACUGUUUCUCGAGAGCGUCGAAUGCAGAGUCCGUGAGGGAAGAUGAAGAUGAGCUUCUUUGGGCGGCUCUGUCGAGGUUGCCGUCGCAGAAGCAGACGAACUUCGCGUUGUUGCGACGGACGGUGUCGAAAUUGGACGGCGGGGAAGAGAGGUCCGAGGCAAUCGACGUCAGGAAACUAGACCGCUUCAAUCGCGAACUCGUUGUCAAGAGGGCAUUGGCAACCACAGAGCAAGACAAUUACAAGCUUCUCUCCGCCAUCAAAGAACGCCUCGAUAGAGUUGGAAUAGAGGUUCCAAAAGUUGAAGUUAGGUUUGAGAAUCUGAAUAUCACAGCCAAUGUUCAAGUCGGCUCCAGAGCUUUGCCUACUCUGAUCAAUAAUGUUCGUGACCAAAUGGAGCGUGUCUUAACUGGUUUGCAUAUAUUUCGUCCAAAUAGACAUCGUUUAACCAUCUUGAACAACAUCAGUGGCUUUGUGAAACCAGGGAGGAUGACUCUACUUCUGGGACCUCCGGGUUCAGGGAAAUCCACAUUGUUGUUGGCUCUAGCAGGAAAACUAGAUCAUGCCUUAAAGCAAACUGGGAAUAUUACAUACAAUGGCCAUAAGCUUGAUGAUUUCUGCGUUAAGAGGACUUCUGCUUACAUAAGUCAAACAGAUAAUCACAUCGCAGAACUAACUGUUAGAGAAACUUUAGAUUUCGCUGCUAGAUGUCAAGGUGCAGAUGAAGGCUUUUCAGGGUAUAUGAACGAUCUUACUCGUUUAGAGAAGGAAAGGAAUAUACGUCCAAGUCCAGAAAUAGAUGCUUUUAUGAAGGCAUCAUCUGUUGGUGGUAGAAAGCAUAGUGUCUCAACAGAUUAUGUCUUGAAAAUGCUUGGCCUUGAUGUCUGUUCAGAGACUCUUGUUGGUAACGAUAUGCUUAGGGGUAUUUCAGGAGGCCAAAGAAAGAGAGUAACUACAGGAGAAAUGAUUGUUGGCCCAAGAAAAACCCUUUUUAUGGAUGAAAUAUCCACUGGACUCGAUAGCUCUACGACAUACCAAAUUGUCAAAUGCAUACGGAAUUUUGUUCACCAAAUGGAAGCCACAGUUUUAAUGGCUCUUCUUCAGCCUGCGCCUGAGACAUUUGAUCUGUUCGAUGAUCUGGUAUUAUUAUCAGAUGGAUACUUGGUGUAUCAUGGCCCUCGAGAAGAAGUCUUAGAGUUCUUUGAGUCAUUAGGUUUUCGGUUGCCACCCCGUAAGGGAGUUGCAGAUUUCCUUCAAGAGGUGACUUCUAGAAAGGAUCAAGCACAAUACUGGGCUGAUGCUUCAAAACCGUAUGUAUUCCUUCCUGUUUCAGAAAUCGCAGAAGCAUUUAGAAAUUCCAAGUACGGAAGGUCUUUGGAGUCCUCUCUUUCUGUUCCGUAUGAUAAAUCCAAGAAUCAUCCGUCAGCUCUGUGCAAGAAAAAGUUUUCUGUAUCAAAGAGGGAGCUUUUCCGGACAUGCUUUUCACGAGAAUUGCUUCUGAUUAGUAGGCAUCGCUUUCUUUAUACUUUUAGAACUUGCCAGGUUGCAUUUGUAGGGUUUGUAACAUGCACAGUAUUUUUGCGAACAAGGAUACAUCCUACAGAUGAGAUAAAUGGCAACUUGUAUCUUUCUUGCCUGUUUUUUGGGCUGGUGCAUAUGAUGUUCAAUGGAUUUUCUGAGCUGCCUCUUAUGAUAUUUCGACUUCCAGUUUUUUACAAGCAAAGAGAUAAUUUCUUUCAUCCUUCAUGGACUUGGUCUGUUGCUAGUUGGAUUCUACGUGUACCUUACUCUGUCAUUGAAGCUGUUGUAUGGUCUUGUGUUGUGUACUACAGUGUUGGUUUUGCACCUGGUGCUGGGAGGUUUUUUCGCUAUAUGUUCUUACUUUUUUCAGUACACCAAAUGGCUCUGGGUCUCUUCCGGACGAUGGCUUCUCUUGCACGUGACAUGAUCAUUGCCAAUACAUUUGGAUCUGCUUCAUUGCUAGUUAUAUUCUUGUUGGGUGGUUUCAUCCUUCCAAAAGCAAUGAUCAAGCCAUGGUGGGUUUGGGCAUUUUGGUUGUCUCCAUUAUCCUAUGGGCAACGUGGAAUUUCUGUUAAUGAAUUUACUGCUACAAGAUGGAUGAAGAGGUCUGCCUUCGGAAACACUACAGUUGGAUAUAAUGUUCUCCAUUCACAUGAUCUACCCAGUGAUGGUUACUGGUAUUGGCUUGGAGUUGGCGUUUUAUUAUUUUAUGCUGUAUUCUUCAAUGUAGUGGUGACUUUGGCCUUGGCACGUCUCAACCCUAUCAAAAAAGCCCAAGCAUUGAUUCCAAGUAGCAUCACAGAAGAGAAUUCGGCUACGGAUGGUGGUAGCAACCAGGAUUCUGAAUCAAGGCCAGUUACUGUCAAGGAUGGGGCCAAGCAAAAGGGAAUGAUUCUCCCAUUUCAACCCUUAACGAUGACUUUCCAUAAUGUCAAUUACUUUGUUGACAUGCCAAAGGAAAUGAGUUUGAAAGGUAUACCAGAAAAGAAGUUGCAACUGUUAUCAAACGUGAGUGGAGUAUUCUCACCAGGCGUUCUUACAGCAUUAGUUGGGUCAAGUGGAGCUGGAAAGACCACUUUGAUGGAUGUACUUGCUGGUAGGAAGACUGGUGGAUACAUUGAAGGGGACAUUAGGAUCUCAGGUUACCAAAAGGAACAGAGUACUUUUGCAAGAAUUUCUGGAUACGUUGAACAAAAUGAUAUACAUUCCCCUCAAGUAACAGUUUUGGAGUCUCUCUUGUUUUCUUCUUGCCUUCGCCUUCCCAAGGAUGUGAACAAAGAAAAAAGAAAUGAAUUCGUAGAAGAAGUGAUGAAAUUGGUGGAGCUUGAAACUCUGAGGUAUGCUUUGGUGGGUUUGCCUGGUAGCACAGGCUUAUCUACAGAGCAAAGAAAACGAUUAACAAUUGCAGUCGAGCUUGUGGCAAAUCCUUCCAUAAUUUUUAUGGAUGAACCUACAUCUGGACUUGAUGCAAGAGCUGCAGCCAUUGUAAUGCGAACUGUUCGUAAUACUGUUGACACUGGAAGAACUGUGGUUUGCACCAUACAUCAACCAAGCAUUGAUAUAUUUGAAGCAUUUGAUGAGCUACUUCUUAUGAAACGAGGGGGGCGGGUAAUCUAUGGUGGCAAGCUUGGUGAGAAGUCACAAACUAUGACAAAUUAUUUUCAGGGGAUUGAUGGAGUCCCUCCCAUUUCCAGUGGCUACAAUCCAGCAACCUGGAUGCUUGAGAUCAGUACACCUGCUGCUGAAGAGAGAAUUGGUCAGGACUUUGCAGAGAUAUACCAAUGUUCUCAACAGUUUAGGGGGGUUGAAGCUUCAAUUGAUAGUAUGAGCAUUCCACCUCCUAACUCAGAACCUUUAAAAUUUGAUUCCGCAUUUUCUCAAGAUACAUUUUCCCAAUUUAGAUAUUGCCUCUGGAAGCAAAACCUUGUAUAUUGGAGAAGUCCAUCUUACAAUGUCGUGAGAAUAUUCUUUACUACAUUGAGUGGACUGAUACUUGGCUCAGUAUUUUGGGGCAUGGGUUCUAAAAGGGACUCAACUCAGAACUUAUAUGUUGUCCUGGGAGCUCUUUAUGCUUCAUGCUUGUUUGUUGGAGUCAGUAAUGCUUCCUCAGUACAACCAAUAGUUUCAAUUGAGAGAACUGUAUUCUACAGAGAGAGAGCAGCUGGAAUGUACUCUGCAUUUCCUUAUGCUGCUGCCCAGGGCCUAGUGGAGAUACCUUACAUUGCUGUGCAGACAAUACUAUUUGCUAUAAUUACAUAUUUCAUGGUAGACUUUGAAAGGACAGUUGGAAAAUUCUUCCUCUAUCUGUUGUUCAUGUUUCUCACUUUUACCUACUUUACCUGCUACGGCAUGAUGGCUGUUGGUCUUACACCUUCUCAACACUUGGCUGCUGUCAUUUCUUCUGCAUUUUAUUCACUAUGGAAUCUCCUCUCAGGUUUUCUUAUCCCGAAACCAAAUAUCCCAGAUUGGUGGGUCUGGUUCUACUACAUUAGCCCAAUUUCAUGGACCCUCCGGGGUGUGAUUACCUCUCAGCUUGGGGAUGUAGAAACCGUGAUUAUAGGACCUGGGUUUAAGGGCACCGUGAAAGAGUAUCUGGAGGUUAGUUUUGGCUAUGGUCCUGGGAUGAUUGGCAUUUCAGCAGCAGUGCUUGUUGGCUUUAGUGCCAUCUUCUUUAGUGUCUUUGCUCUCUCUGUGAAAAUACUCAACUUCCAGAAAAGAUAAAUGGAAGUUCAGAGAUCUCAGAUGCGAUUCGCACUGAACAACAGUGAUGGCAAGAUCUAAAAUUGUUUUCAGUGAGAGAUGAAGGAUCUUAAGGCCCAAUCUCAACAUCAACUUUUUUGACCUCAACAGAUUGGUAAAUGGUGGGGCCUCAUGUGCCUUCAACGGUACACUUCCUUAUCCUAUUCACUGGAAAUUAAGCUUGAUACAUUUGUAUUUUCCAUCUUACAAGUGUCUUUUUUUAGAAGAAUUUGUCAUAAAAAAAAUUAGCACUAUAGUAAUCAUGUAAAAAGUUUUAAUAGUUUGUCGCUGGAUUAAACAAUUUUUUACGAGUUGCAUAUUUUAGCAAUUUCAAUAGACAACUAACCUCAGAAUUUUUUAUUAAGCCUGAAUCACAAUGUCCUU
Messenger RNA from Camellia sinensis, 4805 nucleotides. RefSeq names its product pleiotropic drug resistance 3 (gene ABCG31). The record is from RefSeq and is a predicted model, not a curated record. Gene Ontology annotation, molecular function: ABC-type transporter activity; ATP binding; ATP hydrolysis activity. Gene Ontology annotation, cellular component: membrane. Lineage: Eukaryota; Viridiplantae; Streptophyta; Magnoliopsida; Ericales; Theaceae.